AAUGGAACCACAUUUACAGCACACCCACGGCCGUCACUACGACGACCAUGACACCUUCAAUGCCAACGCCAACGCCAACGCCGGCACCGGCACCCAUCACUCCGGUCAUGAUUACGAUGAAGAUGAACAUCAUGGCGAGAAGAAAUCAGUGAUCAAGAAAGUCAAAGAAAAAGCCAAGAAGUUAAAGAAUACCAUCACAAAGCAUGGACAUGGCCAUGGCGGCGAUGAUCAUGACCAUCAUCAUCAUGAUGAUGACGAUGAUGAUGAUGAAGAAAUGGAGGAAGACGCAGAAGUCCAUGGUGCACCGAUGUAUGAUUCGCCUAGGGUUGGUCUGGGUGGUCCAGAUGCAAUUUUGGCACAACCCAGGGGUAAUUUGGAAAGGCCAUCAGUAAUGGCCGAGGACCGGUAUGAUCGUUCCCAUGUGGUUGAGCCCCAUGGUGCACCACCAACUGUUUCCACUGGACCAUAUGGAACCAACUUGUCUGAACCAUCGGGACUUGGUCAUCCUCAAGCAUACGGUCAAGAAGUAAAUCCAAAUCAAUGGAGGGGUAAAAUUGGACAAUCAACUGGGAUGGAAGAAGACCCUUUUGCCCCCAUGGUCUCAAGGACCCAUCAAGAAGAAUCGAGGGGUAGUAUUGGGAAAUCUACUGGGAUGGUGAAGGAUCCUAAUGCUCCCAAGGAACCAUCAAUGGUGGGUUCGGAUCCUUCAAACUAUGAGACCAAAGUCACCGAUCCAACACAUACAGGUGGCAAGGAAGCAGAACUCUCGCAAAUCCAACAUUCAUUUGGCAAAAUGGGUAUCCACGAUGAAGACGACGAUUCCGGACCGAAAAGAUUUGAUCCAAACCACCCUGAAAAUCUCCCACGUGAAACCCUCACCGGAAACCCAUCAAGCCGGAGUAGCACCUACGUUGAAAAAAUAUCAUCCUCCGCUUCCGCCAUAGCCGAUAAAGCCGCAGACGCCAUCGCCUCCAAACUUGGUUAUUCCGGCCAAACCCCGAGUAGCGAAUCAGAUGAAACCGUCAAAAAACCAGGCUCCGCAACAGAUUAUGCGCACAAGAUUACAGAUAAAGUAUCGGAGACAUUGGCACCGGUUUAUGAGAAGGUGGUGGAUGCGGGAAGUUCGGUGAUUUCCAAAGUGCAAGGGUCUGUGUCUGGACAGCCACAAGCGGAAGUGCAGGUGGAGAAAGGGAAGGAAGGUGAUAAAGUAGUGUCGGUGAAGGAAUACUUGGUGGAGACAUUAAGACCUGGAGAUGACGAUAAGGCGUUGUCGGAAGUAAUAACGCAUGCUUUCCACAGGGGAAGCCAUGAAGAGUCGGAAAAGAAGUGUGGUGAGGAUAGAGCGGAGGUAGGAAGGGUGACGGAGUCGGAGGAAGUCCGACGCCGAUUAGGGAGUGAUCGUGAUCAUGAUUCGAGUAAUGUGGUGGCUGAGAAAGGUGUGGCAGACCGGUUGAAGGAUGCAGUGGGUUCGUGGUUCGGUGGGAAAGGGGAUGCACCUCAGGGAACCGUUGGAACUUCUUAUGUGACAGAUGAAGGGUUAUCGACUUCGCCUUCUCCCGGUGAGAAUCGGAAUGGUGGAAGUGGGGGCGGACAAUGAGUUGUGAAUGUAGUUGUGGGUUUUUUAAAGCUGUGUGUGUUUGUGAUAUUAAUGUGUGUAAUCUAUUUUAUUAUUGAAAAAUAAUAUAUGUGAAUUAUAUUAAUAAAUA
Messenger RNA from Cynara cardunculus var. scolymus (artichoke), 1706 nucleotides. RefSeq names its product low-temperature-induced 65 kDa protein-like. The record is from RefSeq and is a predicted model, not a curated record. Gene Ontology annotation, biological process: response to abscisic acid; response to stress. NCBI's taxonomy places the organism in Eukaryota, Viridiplantae, Streptophyta, Magnoliopsida, Asterales, Asteraceae. The transcript is spliced from 6 exons. The coding region runs from base 2 to 1597 and encodes 531 amino acids.